Messenger RNA from Nematostella vectensis (starlet sea anemone), 2356 nucleotides. RefSeq names its product rho GTPase-activating protein 19. Bases 137 to 1822 code for a protein of 561 amino acids. Gene Ontology annotation, biological process: signal transduction; regulation of small GTPase mediated signal transduction. Gene Ontology annotation, molecular function: GTPase activator activity. The record is from RefSeq and is a predicted model, not a curated record. The transcript is spliced from 11 exons. Lineage: Eukaryota; Metazoa; Cnidaria; Anthozoa; Actiniaria; Edwardsiidae. Gene Ontology annotation, cellular component: cytoplasm.
GUCGUUAUUUUGAUUGGGUGUUCGUCGCUUCCGCGGGGACAUUUGAGAUGUGAAACCGACAAAAGAUCAUGAAUUCGACUUGAACCUAAACAAAAUACUGAAUAAUUGGUGAAAGAUUCGCCAAACAAAACACAGAAUGAGUAAAAACGAUGCAAGGGACCCCUAUGGAUCCAUCUGCCUUAGUCGAUUGACUCGUAUUUUGGAUUUAAAGAUGCUGGAAGAUUUGCAAGAAUUGGAAAAUAGCGGUAAUGUGGCUAAGAACCUCGAGCUGGAGCGUCACUUCAAACCUCAUCGGAGCUUUUUGGAAAAAUCUACAGAGAAAUUCAACAAGAUUAUUCACCGAAAACACCAUCACCACAUCUUUGGUCACCCUCUUACUAAUGAGUCUGUUGAAAGAAUCCUACCACUCAUUCACUAUCUCAAGACAUGUGUAGACAAAGAGGGACUGUUUCGAAUAUCUGGCAACAAGAAGAGGCAAGAGGAACUCAAGGAACUGAUUGAUAGAGGUGACACUCCAAAGCUAGGAUGUGGCAAGUUUACUGCGCAUGAUGUUGCAUCCGUCCUGAAGCAAUUCUUAGGAGAGCUCCCAGAGCCCCUGCUGACACAGGCCCCAUACCGCGCCUACCUACAAGUUACAGAGAUUUCAAAUGAUCAAGGAAAUGCUAAGCAUGUGGAAGCACUUCAGCUUUUGUUUCUGAUGAUUCCGCCUGAAAAUCGAUCAUUAUUGCACAACCUCCUGGAGCUGCUAAAGCUUGUUCUGGAAAACCCCAACAAUAAGAUGACGGCAUACAACCUGGCAGUAGUGUUCUGUCCAAAUGUACUGUACUGCAACAAACAGUCCUCAUUCCGUAUGUCCUUGAGAAUUCCAUUCCGUCGUGUCAAGUCAUGGUGCCUUAUUCGUUCCCAGCAGGCUUUGGAACAGAGGGGGUCUUGUAUCAGUAGCUUCCCACAAGAACUAGAUGCACUGAAUGAAUCUGUCGCCUUCAUGAUCACAUUUGCCAAACAACUCUUUCAGAUUCCAGAUGAACUGAAAAAGGAAUUAAAGCUGAUCGAGAAAAAUAUUAGCAUAGGCAAGGAAGACGAGGUUCCCAUGGCGCAUGCGUAUUGUCAUCAGCUGGAUAAUCGAGAACACAGGGAGACCACGCAGCAGGCGACAACUGAAGCGUUAGUGGAGUUGUAUAAUCACGUGAAGGAUAUGCCCGAUGGACCAAUGAAGCAGAAGUUUAUGGAGAAGUUCGAAAAGACACACCCAGGGACGCCUCCCUUCAUGCCGAGGAGUCGCGCGCGAACUAAACCGGUAGAUCAGGCCAUGAAGCCAAGCCUUCUCACAUACUCGACGCCAAUCAAGUCCACGUGUACCCCUGGCAGCCUUGCAAGGCCACCCCUAUCACCAAUCAACGCCAACAAUACAAUGGACCAAACGAGCCACCACAAAAACGUCACCUUUAGAUCCCCAGAUGUGCCUGCCCACCGACCCUCCCACAGUAGAUCUGUAGCUGCCAAGGCAAGCUAUACUCCUUCGGGUGUUAUGUCGCCUUUUAAGUCCCCUCACAGAUCCGGGGGAAAGGUGUUCCCGCGACAUAAGCGCACUCUGUCGGCUGGAAAUUCGAGUAUGUCACCAUUCAGGCGAAGCCGUACGCGUACUGCGCAUGCCCCUAGCGUGCCAGCGCUGACUAUUCAGACGCCGUCAGGCCGUAUGGUGUGUAGCCCAGACCCCUACAACCAGCCUGGAGCCAAAAUUCGCAAGCUGUAUGGGUCCCCGGCGGCCAAGAAGCGCUUGUCUAGUCGCGAUUACCAACGGGUUGAGGAGACGUUUGUGUGACGUCUGGGUCACGCUACCAGUUGUCACACAAUGGAAGUCACGCAAUCAUGGCAAUCGCAUGUACUACGGUCAUCCGUUACGCGGGGCACGUUCAUCCGAACGCGAAGAUAGGCUCGUGAAAGGAGGUGCAACUUCUGCAUAUUUUGUACCCUAAACUGGGGUCAUACAGUGUCAACCUUUCGCUAGCCCACUAAAAUGCAACUGAAGGACUGUUAGGCCGACGCUGCGCUAGCAAAGGACAAGGAGAAGGAAGGACGCACUAGCUUACGCGUGUCUGCUUGUGUCUUCUCGCGAUGAUUUACUCAUGCGUAAAAGCUCUCACAUCUCCAGUUUCUUCGCUAGUACAGAUGAGCCUUUAGCGGUAUCGUCUCUUGACUAAAACGAGGAUGUAUUUGCCUUUUUAUAGUCUUCUAUCUGUUUACAAUCAAUGGAGAAUGCUUGCUCGUUUAGUAGUGCAGUAGCUUUUAUUUGUAAAAAGAGAUGUAAAUCAGUGUAAAUAGCAAGAAGUGGUUUAAAUAUUUUUGAUAACAAUAA